AUGGCCGACUUUAUUGCAAAGAAGCGCGAAAUGUUCCUCGUCCAGAUGUCGCUCGACACCAAGCGAGAAGAGAUCCGGAAACUCGAGGAGAAGGCGCAGCUCAAAGAAGAGGCGCUCAAGAAGAGCGAGCUCAUGCUCGAGGAAGACGCGGUGCGCUUCGACACGUUUCUGAAAGAGAACGACAAGAAAGCGCACGAAGCCAUCAAGAAGGCCGAGAAGGAAACGAAAGCCAAGGCCGACCGCGUCCAGGAAAUCAAAAAGCUCAACCAGCAGAUCCAGCUCGUGCAAAGCGACAUGUCCAAGCUCAAGGAGCAGCUCGACGACUGCCUGAAAUACAAGGCGUUUCUCGACGAGCUCACGCCGCCCGAGUGGGAGGCCGAGCAAAUGGAGCGGAAGAAAAAGCGGCAGCAAGAUCGCCUUCGGAAGAAGAAGGCCAAGGCCAUGGCCGAGUGGGAGGUGAUUCGUGCGCGGGCGCUCGCCGAGCAAGAGGAGCGGGACCGCGCGGCCGAGCGGGUCGCCGAGAAGGACGGCAAGACCAAGAAAAAAGCCGACAAACCAAAGCCCGCGAUCGCAUCGAGCACGGUGCCGCCCAUGCCCGCUAUCGACGACAUGGUGGCUACGAGCAGCGGCGAAGAGCUGCCCAUGUACUUUCAAAACCCGCAGCAGCUGCUCGACAUCUUUACGGCGCUCGAAGAGAGCAAUUUGUUUCUAAUUCAGAACAGCCAAGAGACCGAGCAGUCGCUCGAAGAGCUCAAGCAAAACUACCGCGAGACCAAGAAAAAGAUGAACAAGAAGACGCAAGUGCUCAAACAAAACAUUGACGAGCUCCGCGACCAAAUCAACGGCGAGGACGAGAAAGCGAAUCACCUCCGGCAGCGAGCGAUGGCCGGCACGGGCGAGAAUGUCCAAGAACGCAUGCUUCAAGAGCUUCACGACAAGGUCCUCGAAGUGUACCAGCGCUGCGGGUUCGAAGCCGACUCGAACCCGAACACGCUCUUUAUGCUCACGGACCUCGAGGCGCGGCUCGAGGAUUUGCUCAGCGCCAUCGAGCACAUGCCCGAAGACUACGUGGUCAAAGCCGAAAAAGAAAAAGAAAAGGAGCGCCGCGAGCGCGUCCGUCAAGAGCGCAUUGCGCAGCAGACCAAGAUGUACGAAGAGCGCAUGAAGAAAUCCAUGGAGCGCAGCAUGCAAGCGCCCAAGAAGCGCAAGGGCCGCCAAGUCAUGUGGCGGUCGCAACCGCAGCGCCAGAUCAAGCAACAAGACAACGACAACCACGUCAACGACGACGACCAAGCCGACCAACAACACUUUCGGUGGUGA
This is a messenger RNA of Saprolegnia parasitica CBS 223.65, 1320 nucleotides long. RefSeq lists its product as hypothetical. The record is from RefSeq and is a predicted model, not a curated record. Lineage: Eukaryota; Oomycota; Saprolegniomycetes; Saprolegniales; Saprolegniaceae. The transcript has 2 exons. Bases 1 to 1320 code for a protein of 439 amino acids.